This is a messenger RNA of Trichoderma atroviride IMI 206040, 1074 nucleotides long. The record is from RefSeq and is a predicted model, not a curated record. Lineage: Eukaryota; Fungi; Ascomycota; Sordariomycetes; Hypocreales; Hypocreaceae.
AUGAUUUUGCUCAGUGCACUCUUUAUAACAGCUGUAUCUUCUCAUGACAAGUCCAGUGCUCAAAAACUGGCAGAUCCAAAUUAUGGCCCAAUACCUGGGCAAAGCUCGCUAUACAGCUCGUAUAGGGGCAAGGCUCCUCCGUUCCCGGGCAAUAUCACGGAUCCCAUCGCACCCACUGCCAAAGGUUCUCCUGGAACCGACGAUCUCGUUUGGCAAAACUUACUCUCUGCUGAAUGGGUUAUCUUCUCGUUCUACCAGCAGGCGGUAGAGAUGUUUAACGAGACGGCCUUUGUCGAGGCAGGCUAUCCCAACACGACGUAUGAUCGCAUCCAAGAGAUUCGCGACAAUGAAGCUGGCCAUCUGCGCAUAUUCCAAAAUGAAAUUACGCCUACUUCUGUCAAGCCUGGAGCUUGCAAGUAUGCGUUUCCGUUCGACAAUCCGACGUCCUUUCUAGCGCUCGCAACGCUGAUUGAGAUUUCGAGCAUGACAUUCCUAACGGGACUUGUGCAAAUGGCCAAGCUGCCUGCAUCCCAGGGUGCCAUGACGGCCAUUGCUGCUACGGAAACGCGGCACGAGACAUGGGCUCUUCUCGACAUCUGGAAAACAAACCCUUUUGGAGGCCCUUCAGACACCGUUUUUCCUUACGCCAACCAGAUUCUCGACGUGACCAAUGCGUUUAUUGUUCCCAAGAGCUGCCCGUCAGAGAACCCGGUUUAUCCGUCACCGAGACAGAACUUGCCUCCUUUUGCCCCAGCUAGUUCGACAAAGUCGAUAAGUCCGGGUAGCAAUAUCGUGCUGAACUUUACCGACCCGACCAACCAACCUAGCUUCCAUAAGGGUGUGCAAUACUAUGCAACCUUUUUCCACGGCCCCUCCAACAUUAGUGUGCCAGUUGACACAACACAUUGGCCUCGCGAAGAUAUUAAAGUUGAGAUUCCAUCUCAGUUUGAAGCACGAGGCAUCAUUCUUGCGGUAAUCGCCGAUAUAGUUGGUGCUCCAACUUUGGCGAGCGUUAAAGCUGGACCGGUCAUACUUUUAGAACAACCAGCUGAGCUUGGGUUGUUGGUGACAUAG